Cygnus olor (mute swan) is the source of this 877-nucleotide messenger RNA. RefSeq lists its product as uncharacterized. Lineage: Eukaryota; Metazoa; Chordata; Aves; Anseriformes; Anatidae. The coding region runs from base 20 to 871 and encodes 283 amino acids. The transcript is spliced from 2 exons. The record is from RefSeq and is a predicted model, not a curated record.
GCCCCGAGCCUGUCCCCACAUGGAAGCCCUACGGAGGGCAGCAACCAUGUGGCUGCUGAGAGCUUUCGUCCUGGCAGCUGCUUUCUCUUGUGGCCCUGCACGAGCCUUGCAGCAAAGCCCGGUAUCCAUCACCAAGCCAGAAAGCAAAACGGUGCUCAUCACCUGCCACGUCUCCGUCCCCAACUUUGACAAAGCUUUCAUUCACUGGUACCGCAAGAAGCCUGGGGCAGCUCCCGAGCGCAUUGCCUACAUGGCAUCCAGGCUCUUCCUUGGGAACGAGGCCGAUGGGGGGAAAUUCAGCAUCGAGAAGGACCUGGACAAAUCUGUCUGCACCCUGACGGUGAGCAAAGUCACCCUGCAAGACGCUGCUACCUACUACUGCGCCAGGUGGGAUGCACAGCAGCAGAGAGCCAUAAGCAGCCUGCACAAAGACAUGCUUCGCUUCCUGGACCAGACCCUGAAAGUCCCAAAAACCUCAAGGAACGUGCCCACCCUGCCUCCCCAUCAGCCCCGAACCCAUCAAGCACACUUCGCAGGCAGCCAGGCACCAAAGGCGCUUCGGGGCUGUCGUAGGCAGUGCAGAUGCUCGCUGUGGCUGGUACCAGCAGAGAAGUCAUUUCACUUCAGCAACAAAAAGGGGAUUUCCCCAGGUAUGGCAGGAGAAAGAGAGAACAGGAAGAAGAAAAACUUGGCUGCACAUUUAGCACUGAGAUAUGAGUCGCACCUCACAGAAGAGGGAAAGCUCAGAUUCCUGUCACAACCGUACGAGAGCAGAGUGCCCCUAUCGAGCUGGAAAACAUUUUUUGGACGGGUGGAGGGAGGCGGGGAGAAGAGAGAAAAGGAAGAAUUAAAACCUGGCUGCCCUAAAUAAAAUAAC